GAUCAAUAAGUGGAUCUAGUUAUCUCUGUGUUAAUUAAACUGUAGCAUGUCUUGCAUAUCUUUGCAACCAUAGAACGUAGCCAAGUUUUGUCUGCUUACCCGUUUUAUUGCAGACAUAUUUGGAAUUAGCGACCACAAUCUAAUGUACAGCCAAGAAGCUGUGGAGGCACCCGAGGGUUCUGCGGCGACUGAUCACGCUGCUAUUGAAGCUAGAGUUCUUCGAGCUCAGAAUUUAGUAGCAGCUGAAGCGGCACAAUCAGGACCAGGCCAGCCCGGUGGGGUAUAUCCCCCAGGGGGGAUCCCCACAAGUCAAGAAGGAAUGGCGUUACCCAAGGGUUUACUUCAUUCAGUGCCUUUAAGCGAGAGUAACAUGAAUGCUCGGCAGAAAAUUCAAGCAAAAAUCGACAGCGAAAGGUUCAUUAAGCCGACACCAAAGGAUACAACCAGGUUCCAGCCUAAGCAGGUUGUUAAGGCUCCAUCACCAACUACACUAGUAGAGUUUAUAGCGAUUGAUGAAGAACACGAAGGAGAGGAACUAGUGAAAGACUUUGCUUCUUUUCACAUCAGAAACGAAAGUCCUUCACCUGAAAUCGACUUGAAGACGACAAACAGUGGAGGAGACGAGGUUGAAGCUGAGGUGUCUGUACGUCAGUGUCCCUUGGGGGUACAUGUCUCCGAUCUCGUUCUGAUACAAAAAUGCGCAUGCGUAACAAGCAAAGAGGAACAUGAACAGUACGAGGCGUGUCUAAACAGCGCAAGGCAGCAAGAACUUGAUGGCAAGAUAGAAGACGCUCUAAUGGGGUACAUGGACGCGUUAGAACUGAUGGAUAGCGAACUUGAGCUCCAUUUGAAGAUUCUUAAGCUAGGGAAGAAAAUGAAUUUGCAUCCAUAGUUGAUCUUUGCGGACGAGAGUACAGGAAAAUCACCAAAGAUAGUUCAUGAGUGUAAUUACAGAAGUGAAUUUAUACCAAGUCUUCUGAUAUCUUCACCUUAUAUGUUUCAAGCAGCUUAAAAAUGCCUCAGGGUUCAGUGAAUCUUUAAAAUCUUGAAAGAUUUGCUUUAGUAAAUUCUGGACUGUAAGUCAAAUGAUAAUCGCACAACUAAGUUUUGGACUUUAAAGUUCAACCCAACUUAAAAGAGAUCAGGUGCCUUUAAUAGUAACAGAUUUUACAAGCUGAAAGACGACAAGGAGUCGGGUUUAAGGUCAAAAGCGCGCUAAAAAACUGGGUUCAGUUGAAAUUUCGCAGUAAAACGUUAAUUUGGUACGAAUUCGUUGGCAUUGUGCAAAAACAAAUACAGAGUUUGAGGAAAAUGUAUAGAGUUUUGUCAGACGCAUUUUCAAAGCAGGUUGUUUUACUUGAUAAAGAUCGCGAAAUGCUUACAAUUAUAGGAAAAGGAAAGAAUUCCUAUUAAGGUUAUUGUAAACUAAGAAAUGUUGAAAUCCUAUCGAGCCACAUAAAAAAAUUAAACCUGCGAACAGGCUCCCGGUGAGCCCGAACGAAGCGAGGGAGCUCCCCUGUCCCGCCCCGAUUGCUUCGCUCAUUCUUCUAUUUCGCGCUCGCCGAAUUUUUUUUUCCGUCUUCACCGGGAUCCUGUUCGCGGGCUAAAAAUAAUUUAAAACAGCACAAUGUCCGCGAAUCAGGCCAGGCAGAAUCGAAAGAUCGCUAGGUGCCGCGCAGAUGAUUUUAUGUGUUUAUAUGUUUGCCGACGGAAAAAAGCGAAGGAACAAAAGUAAAUUUUUAAAGCAAUCACACUGUUCAACUCCGAUCUGAGCGUUGGAAGAAUUGCUUUCACAAUGGAUGGGGGUUGAAUUAGUGAUUUUUUUCACCCUGGAAAUAUAGUUAAAUCGCGAGGAGUGGAUUCCUGCAACGAAGUGUUAUUACUACAUGAGCUACUUACUAGCAACUUGAAUAAAUACGUUGAGACACUUGUACUUGUGAUCUCUCCUGAUUUCUAUCACUUGCGCGGCUUUGGAAGAGUGCAACAGUACUUGAAUGAUAUGGCGGCGUGCCCGCCAGUUUGCCAAAGUUGAACUCAGAGGACUAAAGUAAAUUUGUUAUUCUCUUUUUUUUCAAAAGGUCCUUGACUAACAUCAAACAACCAUCAUGUAGAUAGAAUACUUACCGAGCUUUCUUUGGAACAGCAGAAUCCUGAGCAGAACGUAAAAACAUAGGAAAAGUAACUACCACUCCAACCAGCCUAUCUGAUUCGGCCAAUAUGUUGACUGUCGUACGGAUUGUGUUAAAGUAAACCAAUCAACACUUAAAAUAUUGCCGAUAUGUUUAAUUUUGACUCCAAAAUGACAGCACAAAGCACAAAGACAACACUUAACUUCAUUAUUACAGUACACCUUUGUUUGCCAACAAAUUUUCAUUUAUUAGUCACCUUGUGCGGCUAACAAAAGAUUUAUUAAUUUACACUCGCCACAUGGCCUAUGUGGUCGCCAUCAAACACGGUCCGGCCAAUGAAUUCCAGAAUGCACUGUAAAAAAUUCAAUUUUUUCCCAGCCAGGAAACUACAUUUCAGAACUUUUACCCAGCAAGUUUCGUGUGGAGGAAAAUUCCCAGUAAGGGUAUCACUGUCUUAGUUAAAUUCCCAGCCAGCUGAAUUUAAGACCGAGGAGUGGAUAAUUUGAGGAGCGGCUCCGUUGAUUACUCCUGACAUUGAAAUACAGCUGAACUCUACUUUCUCACGGGAAACGGAAGAUAGCAAGUGGCUGAAAAAGUAUAUUCAAGGGAAAAUGAUUUGAAUUCGACAUAGCUGGAAUUCUGUCUAGAUAACCCGGCGUGUUCAAGAUAGCGCGGCUAUACUGCUCUCACAAACAACGUCCUCUAUUGUAGACGCCAGCCACCUCUUGCCAAAAACGCGGCGGCGCUUAUUCAAAGAGUGUCAUUCCAAGUGAAAAUAUAAACCGAUGGAGGCUGCAUAAAUCUAUUUUGAUUAAAACAAUGACAUUUUCAACAAAAUUUGUUUUGUUUUGUUUUGUUUUGUUUUGCACCAGAAAUGUCUUUACCAAGUUGCUGCAAAAGCAGCUCAUUCCCUGACAAAGGCGCGAGCCUUCGAAUCUACAGUGCAUGCCAAAAGGUCGAAAAAUAUAACAAGCGCCGUAGUACUUUCUAGAGUAGUUAAAGUGACUAAUUAUGCCAAAUUGAAUAGUUUUGAAUUAAAAGUGUUUUUGCGGGAAGGAACUGAGGCCAAAUAGGAUAGGAUUCCGGAGCGAGUGGUUUGGGUUCCUACCCGGAUGGUCAGGUUUUUUUACUGUGCUCUAAAUUAAGAUGUGAAAGCACGGUGGCCUCAUGGUUAGUGCGCUCGUCCCCGGAUCGAGCGGUCCGGGCUCGAGCCCUGGCCGGGGACAUUGUGUUGUGUUCUUAAUCAACGCACGUUAUUCUCACAGUGCCUUUCUCUACCCAGCUGCGCACGUAUAAAUGGUACCGGUGAAUUUCUCUACUGGGUUUUAGCCCUGAGAUGGACUAGCAUCUCAUUCAGGGAGAGGUAGAAAUACUCCUAGUCGCUUAUGGCUACUUAUGGAAACCGGGAAAAACUCCAGCUGUAUGGACCUCUUAGAUUAACUCUACUGGAGGCAAGGUUUUUUCCCUUAGUGGACAUCAGACGACA
Molecule: messenger RNA, 3615 nt
Organism: Orbicella faveolata
Lineage: Eukaryota; Metazoa; Cnidaria; Anthozoa; Scleractinia; Merulinidae
Product: DNA excision repair protein ERCC-6-like
Molecular function (GO): DNA translocase activity; ATP binding
Source: RefSeq, a predicted model, not a curated record